UUAUUUAUUAUAAAUUAUUAAACUACUAAUUAUCCAUUCGUAUAUAUUAAAUAAAUAUUUAUUCGAAAUAUUAAUUACAAAUUAAAUUAUCUAAGUUUUAAGUGACAUUUUCUUGUAACACAGUAGUUUAACAUCGGUUACAAUCGACUCUUACGAUGCAAAUGCCUACAGUGUCUUGAAGAUAUGAUACGACGACUUUAUUUGUUUUACACAAUUUUCGUACAACGUGCUAUGUAAUAUACAUAUAACAUGAUUUCAUACUACGCGAAAAUAUUUAUCGCUUUGUACAGAAGUCUAUCGUACUUAUAUGGGUGUGGGAGAAUAUUUUAGAAGAGUUAAUCCAAUGUCCAGUAUGUCUAGAUAUUCCUUCAUCCCAUAUAUUUCAAUGCAAAACUGGUCAUGCUAUUUGUCAGCCUUGCAUGAACUCUCUGAUACAAGCGCAACAAGGCUGUCCAUUGUGUAAAAAAGAAUUUUCACAUGUCAGAAAUUUUGUUGCAGAGGAUUUGAUUCAAAAUCUAAAGCUUCUACAGUUGGCUGUUAAGAAAGAUAUAUUGAUCAUUCAAGAAAAAUAUAAUAAAGAGAUUAAAGAUAUCUUUACACAAACUAAUGAAACAAAAAAUGUGAAUACUUCUACCACUAGUACACAAACAACUGGAUCAUUAAGAAUGAAAACUUCUUCUACUCAGACACAGACAAAAGUGAAAAAAAAUCCUCCCAACAAGACUAUUUCAGAUAUUACAAAUAUAUUACAGAAGAGUCAAAAUAAUAAAAUUUCUUAUCCAUGUCUUAUUGGAUCCUGUUUAUUUCAAAACAGUAUGAUCAAAGAAUUAGAGCAUCACAUGAACGUGUGUCAUGCAAAACAAUUAUUUAUGGAAAAUGAAGAUAUAUUUUCUAAAACGUUCAUAAUGGAUGGAAAUGUGUUACCUUGUAACUACGAUUAUGUAUUUCUAAUAAACGAAGUUGGAUUACUCUUUUUUAAUAGUAUUUACCACAGUAAUGGUAGAUUGAGAAUAGGCGUGCAAUUUUUACAAACGGUACAAAUACCAAAAAUUUACAAAUAUGUCAUACAGAUAAGUAACGAUACGUUAACCUUCAUACGUCAUGGAAAGGUCACGCCUAUAACACAUAAAACACGAGCUGUUGUUUACACCACUAUUAUACAUGAGAAGGACAUGGCAUGCUUAUUAGGGGUUAAAAAGCACCUUAAGUGCACACUACUUGUAACAAAGUGUUCAUAAAAUAUUUAGCCACAGUAACAAUUGUUAAUUGAAAAAAAUAUUUUAUUGAUUAUAGAAUCUGUUUGACUAUACUAUAA
Hylaeus volcanicus is the source of this 1315-nucleotide messenger RNA. RefSeq lists its product as uncharacterized. Lineage: Eukaryota; Metazoa; Arthropoda; Insecta; Hymenoptera; Colletidae. Bases 420 to 1238 code for a protein of 272 amino acids. The record is from RefSeq and is a predicted model, not a curated record. The transcript is spliced from 5 exons.